UCGCCUACAACAAAAAACAUCUGAUGACCAUCACAGCUGUUAACAACAUUAAAUUCGUGCCGGGAACAUAUAUUUGCAUUAUAUGAUUUCAAUUUUGUUUGAGUUAGAUUAUAAGAUAAAAUGUUGAAGAACAUCGGCCAAUUAAGUACAAAGCAAAUGCUGCAAGGCUAUAAAAUUAGUUUCUGUGACAGCAGUUCAACAGCUAAAUUUAGCACGCAACCUGUCUACCAAAAUAUUUUCGAUAGAAAUGCAAAACGUUUGCAGAAGGAACGUGCGGCGCGGAACGCGAAUGUGGAGCUUUAUGACUAUUUGAAGGAGGAGGUGGGCUUCCGUUUGGCCGAUCGCAUUAUCGACAUAAAGCGCGAAUUCACAAAUGCCGCAGACAUUGGUUGCAGUCGCGGUUUCCUCUCGAAGCACAUCAUGGCGGAAAGUGUGCAGCACUUAACGCUGUGCGAUACAAGCCCCACUAUGCUGGAGCAAGCACAGGGUACGCCGGGUCUGAAAAUGACCAAGCUCGAGGUGGAUGAGGAGAAAUUAGAUUUUCCUGAAAACUCGCUGGAUUUAGUCAUAUCCAGUUUGAGUUUGCAUUGGGUUAACGACUUGCCAGGCUGUUUUUCAAAAAUUAUACGUAGCUUACAACCGGAUGGAGUGUUCAUAGCAUCACUGUUCGGCGGUGAUACGUUAUAUGAACUACGCUCAUCGCUGCAAUUGGCCGAAAUCGAACGCAAAGGUGGACUGGCGCCGCAUAUUUCGCCCUUUACGCAGAUAAGGGACGUAGGCGCUUUAUUGAAUCGCGCCGGUUUCACUAUGCUAACCAUUGAUACUGAUGAAAUUGUCGUCGGGUUUCCAAGCAUGUUUGAGCUUAUGUGGGAUUUAAAGGGUAUGGCUGAGAACAAUGCAGCAUUCAAUAGACCAGUGCAUAUAAGUCGCGAAACUUUGCUAGCAGCAAGCGCUAUUUAUAAGGAGUUAUAUGCUAAGGAUGACGGAGUUACGGCCACCUUUCAAAUAAUAUAUUUUGUCGGCUGGAAGCCAAGCCCUAAUCAGCCCAAACCUUUGGAGAGAGGUACCGGCGAAGUCUCAUUAAAAGAUUUGGGCAAGAUUAUCGAGUCAGGCGGACCAAAAAAAGCGUCAUAAACGAAGUGCGUCGUGUAUGAUUCCGAAUAUGCUGGCUUCAAUGUGACUGUUAAGUUAUAGAUACUUUAAAGAAAAGUUGUUAAUUUUUGUAUUAUAGCAAAUGACGCUUUGGAAAUAAUAUAUUUUAAAUGUAUUUGAACUAAACGCUAUAAUAUAUUUAUGUAUGUAUGUAUAUGCAUACAGAGUGCAGCAGUUUUUGUUAUACAAAAAGGGUUU
Molecule: messenger RNA, 1350 nt
Organism: Rhagoletis pomonella (apple maggot)
Lineage: Eukaryota; Metazoa; Arthropoda; Insecta; Diptera; Tephritidae
Product: arginine-hydroxylase NDUFAF5, mitochondrial
Exons: 5
Coding region: 121-1134 (337 amino acids)
Biological process (GO): mitochondrial respiratory chain complex I assembly
Cellular component (GO): mitochondrion
Molecular function (GO): S-adenosylmethionine-dependent methyltransferase activity
Source: RefSeq, a predicted model, not a curated record